Messenger RNA from Homalodisca vitripennis (glassy-winged sharpshooter), 498 nucleotides. RefSeq names its product sentrin-specific protease 1-like. The transcript has a single exon. Gene Ontology annotation, cellular component: nucleus. Gene Ontology annotation, molecular function: deSUMOylase activity. NCBI's taxonomy places the organism in Eukaryota, Metazoa, Arthropoda, Insecta, Hemiptera, Cicadellidae. The coding region runs from base 1 to 498 and encodes 165 amino acids. The record is from RefSeq and is a predicted model, not a curated record. Gene Ontology annotation, biological process: protein desumoylation.
AUGUUCGAUACGUUCUUCUUCAAGGACUGGAAGGAGAAAAGAUACCAGGCGGUCAAUAACCGGUUUAAGAAAGAAGAUAUCUUUCAAAACGAUAUGUUAUUCGUUCCCGUACACCUCCCAGACCGUGGUAGCGGGGGACACUGGAUCUUAAUCGUGGUGAUGGUCGAAGAAAAUACAAUCACCGCGUACGACUCUUGCGGAUGGAAUAACGAAGCGGAGAGAGGGACAGUGCGAGAUUUCCUGACAUACGAGGCCACGAGAAGGAACCGGAAGGUAGAGGCAUGGAAAACGGUAGACGCACCCAAGGAUAUCCCUCGACAAGAGAACUCGUACGAUUGCGGCGCCUUCGUGUGUAUGUAUGCGGAGGUGCUGUCAAGGAAGGCACGAUUAGAAGGAAAAAAAGCGAGUGGAAAAUCGAUCCGGAAGAACAUCGCUUCGGUCCUCCGAGCGGGGCGUGUUGGCGUCGAGGACUUUCGUUACGCCGAGCCGGCGAUAUAG